Molecule: messenger RNA, 3156 nt
Organism: Knipowitschia caucasica
Lineage: Eukaryota; Metazoa; Chordata; Actinopteri; Gobiiformes; Gobiidae
Source: the annotation of a GenBank genome assembly
AUGAGCCAGAGGCCUGAGGUGCCGUCGCCGAGGGAGACGGAGCCCCCCACCCUGAAUGGGACGUCUCACUCAGAGCCGCGCAGGUCAUGGAGGCCAUGUCAGAUGCUCAACCAGGACGGAGAGGUGGUCCACAUCCAUCAGCACCCACACCCCGCUCCUCACCACCGAUCUCGAAGACGACCUCACCACCAACAGACCGCCCCAGUGCACAGACCAGACUCCACUGGUCCCAAUCCCUCCCCCCACCCACGGCCCGCUGUCUCACGCUACCGUCGCCAGGGAGACCCUAACCCCAGGCUCCGAGCUGGGCAAAGACAACCCACCCGAGAGGAGUCCAGAGCAGAGGCACAUCGCAGCCCACAAGACCAAAACAAAACAGACCAGUCACAGAAAAGUCUCUCACUCCAUACACCGGGGGGUGAUUGCUUUCCCACCCCCCAAGUGGACAGAGACUCAUCAGCACUGAGACGGCCUACAGAAGAAGACUCCAUCCUGCACACAAAAGAUGUUCAACUAAGAAAAACCAACCCCAGAAAACAAGCAGCUCUGCAGGAGAUCGAACCAUCGCAUGACAAAUCGACAAACGAGGCGAAGUCCUCCGAGCUGGAUGUAGAGGAGGAGCCUAGUGGUGAUCAUAUACAGCCAAUCGAGGCUCAGGCACAGGGGGAGGGCCUGGAGGCAGAUGAGGAGAAGACAACUGUGCAGGGGGAGGGGCUAGUUGGCCAAAUGGAGCAGCAAAGUGAGGACCUGGAGGAGUUUAGAGACUCAUUGAAAGAACAAAUAGAGGAUGAAAAAAAUGAACUUUUAGGGACAAGGGGGGAGGAGUUGUGUGCAGAAGGGGAGGAACUGGAUGCAGAGGGGGAGGAGCUACCUGCAGAAGGGGAGGAGCUGUACCCAGAGGGGGAGGAGCUACCUGCAGAAGGGAAGGAGCUACGAGCCCAGAGUGAGGGUUCAAUUAUACAGAGAGAUGUCGGGGACGAAGCAGCGGCGCAGGAGAGCGAGAUCACGGACCUCUGCUCGGACACGGAGAGCGCCGCUUCCCUGAGCCUGGACGGGCCACUGCACAGCCCCCCACCCAUGCACUCACCCACCCCACCCUCCUCCCCCGACAUCCCACGCUUCCCCCAGAUUGACCACUUCAGCGAGCACGCCAGCCCAACCCACACACGCCACGCACUGCCUGGGGACAGCGACCAGAGCGACACGCAUCCUGAUGAUGAGGAGGAAGAGUCUUCUUUGGUGUCCUACCCACAAACCUACGCCGACUUCUACUCCCAGUCCCACCACAGGUCCCAGCCCCAGACAAAGCCCCAGUCUGAGCCUCGGCAGCACCCCAACUGCUUCCCGGAGCCACUGCGGACCUCUUACCCAGCGCAGCCCCCCAAACCGCAGCCCAUUCGCAACCUACCCCCCUUGGACAGCUCCAUCGGCUCCCGGCUACACCACUACGAUGGCCAGUCUGACGGAGAGAGCAGCGAACGCAGCCCUGUGUCCCGAGCCCGGAGGAAGGCCCCCGGGAGGAGAGGGCAGGCUGGGAACAAGCAAACAGGCAUGUCCCCGGGAGAUGAGCGGAGUCCAGCAGAGACUGGGCCCAGGGGAGACGCCAUUAGUCUGGCCAUCAGGGGCAUAAAGGAGGCCAUCGAGGAGGUGAAGACGCGGGCCGUGCGUUCUCCCUACACUCCUGACCAGCCCGUGGAGCCGGUGUGGGUGAUGAGGCAGGAGAGCAGUCCCACAGAGGAGCCCAGCGGCGUGGGACAGACGUCCCCGGGCUCCCCCUGUGACUCCCUGUCUCCCCCCUCGCCUCAGGACCCCGUCAGUCCUGUGAGAGCUGAGGCCUCCAGUACGUUCCAAAGAGAGGCCCCGAGACAGAGCAGCCGUCCUCCAAACCCCCAGCAGAGGGGGCCACCAGCCCCAACACCACCCACAAUACAAGAGAUUCGACACUCUCUGCCUACAUUUCCCACCUUUGUUGAUGUGCCAGGGCCCUGUGACCCAGACGACCUGAUCGACGGUAUCAUCUUUGCUGCCACCUACCUGGGCUGCACCCACCUACUGUCGGAGCGCACGCCGUCCAAGAGCGCGCGCAUGCAGCAGGCGCAGGAGGCCAUGAACCGAGUGCGGGCUGCACAGAAACAAGCCAAGAACAGAAAGAAGGGUUCGGAUGGUGAGGCUCUGUCCACAGUGGAGGUGGACCUGUUCAUGUCCAUUCAGAGGAUCAAGGUGCUGAACGCAGACACUCAGGAGAGCUUGAUGGACCUGCCUCUCCGGACCAUCUCGUACAUCGCCGACAUCGGGAACAUGGUGGUGUUGAUGGCGCGGGGAAAGAUGGUGCGCUCGAGAUCAGCCCAGGACCCUGGCGAGGAACGGAGCCACAGCCCGGAUCAGAACCGGGUCUACAAGAUGAUCUGCCAUGUAUUUGAGUCAGAAGAUGCUCAGCUCAUCGCUCAGUCCAUCGGCCAGUCCUUCAGCGUGGCCUACCAGGAGUUCCUGCGGGCGAACGGCAUCGACCCUGAGGACCUGAGCCAGCGCGAGUACAGUGACCUCCUCAGCACUCAGGACAUGUACAACGAUGACCUCAUCCACUUCUCCAAGUCCGAGAACUGCAGAGACGUGUACAUUGAGAAGCAGAAGGGGGACAUCCUGGGCGUGGUGAUUGUGGAGUCGGGCUGGGGGUCCAUCCUCCCCACAGUCAUCAUCGCCAGCCUCAUGCACUCGGGGCCCGCGGAGAGGUCCGGACGCCUCAACAUCGGAGACCAGAUCAUGACAGUGAAUGGGACUAGUCUGGUGGGCCUGCCCCUCAGUACGUGCCAGAGCAUCAUCAAGGGUCUGAAGUCCCUGUGUCGGAUCAAGAUGAACAUCGUACGCUGUCCUCCGGUUACCAUGGUGCUGAUCCGCAGACCGGACCUGCGCUACCAGCUGGGCUUCAGUGUGCAGAACGGCAUUAUCUGCAGCCUGAUGCGGGGGGGCAUUGCUGAGCGGGGCGGGGUGCGUGUGGGACACCGCAUCAUCGAGAUCAACAGUCAGAGCGUAGUAGCCACGCCCCAUGAGAAGAUCGUUCAGAUCCUGUCCAGCGCUAUGGGAGAGAUACACAUGAAGACUAUGCCCGCUGCCAUGUACCGGCUGCUGACAGCGCAGGAGCAGCCCGUCUACAUCUGA